Messenger RNA from Cryptomeria japonica (Japanese cedar), 1994 nucleotides. Its product is annotated as aldehyde oxidase GLOX. Bases 160 to 1785 code for a protein of 541 amino acids. The record is from RefSeq and is a predicted model, not a curated record. The transcript has a single exon. Lineage: Eukaryota; Viridiplantae; Streptophyta; Pinopsida; Cupressales; Cupressaceae.
CAUGUCCGUCGAGGUUAAAGUUGACACUUGAUUUCGCCCCUUAAACAUUCCACUAUCAUCGUACCUCAGAACAUGUCAGCUGGCAAAAUUUCUUUCCAGGCGUGUAUAUAAAACAACCUCAGAACAUCACAGACUGAAAAGCUCAAAAGAAAGUAAAUAAUGGCGAGGAUGAUUGAACUUGUGUUGUGCGUUGUUUUCCUAUGGGGUGUGUCGGUUGGGCGGGCUGUGGAAGUCAAGCCAGGCUCAUGGAAGCUGGUCGUAAGCAAUGGAGGCGUGUCAGCUAUGCAUAUGACCACGACCUACAAAGAUACAGUCGUUAUGUUCGAUCGAACAGACUACGGUGCUUCUAAGCUUCUGCUGGACAAGGGGCGGUGCAGAAACGAUGCGAAUGACUUGGCUCUGAAGCACGACUGCUGGGCGCAUUCCAUAGAAUAUAACAUUGCUUCCAACAGCCUCAGGCCCCUCAUGGUCAUGACUGACACAUGGUGCUCCUGUGCUUCUUUCGCUGCUGACGGCACGUUGGUUAGUACGGGUGGAUACAACGACGGCGGAAAGGCUGUUCGUUAUUUCCAGCCAUGCAACAAUUCUGCAUGCGACUGGAAUGAUUCACAGCCCACCAAGCUUGCAGAGAAUCGAUGGUAUUCUUCGACGCAGAUCCUUCCUGAUAACAGAGUGAUUGUUGUGGGAGGCAGACGGGCUUUCUCCUACGAGUUCGUGCCGAAGAAAGCUGGAGAAAGUUAUUAUAAUCUGCCGUUUUUAAUGCAGACCUUUGUUGUCAACGUGGAGAAUAAUCUGUAUCCUUUUCUUCAUCUCUCCUCCGACGGGAAUCUGUUCAUCUUUGCCAACAAGGACUCCAUAUUGCUCGACUACAAAACAAAUCGUGUGGUAAAGAAGUUUCCCACGAUGUUAGGAGGGGCCAGGAAUUACCCCUCCUGCGGUUCGUCUGUUAUGCUGCCAUUGACUGCCUCUGACGGGUUCAGAAAGGUUGAAAUCCUCGUCUGUGGUGGUGCUCCUGACAACAGCUUCACGUCUGCAAACCAGGGAAAUUUUCUCCCUGCGCUUCAGAGUUGUGGACGAAUUGUCAUUACAGAUGCGAACCCUGGGUGGGCAAUGGAGAACAUGCCCAGUCCAAGGGUUUUGAGCGACAUGCUCAUUCUUCCCAAUGGAGAGAUUCUCAUUAUAAAUGGGGCAAAACAAGGAACCGCCGGGUGGGAACUGGGAAGGGAUCCAGCUCUAGCUCCGUUCCUCUAUAAACCCAAUUCUGUUCCCGGUUAUCGAUUCUCCACUUUGGCGCCCUCCACCAUUCCAAGAAUGUAUCAUUCAAGUGCAAGUGUUUUGCCUGAUGGACGGAUUUUGGUCGGCGGAUCCAAUCCCCACGUUGGGUACGUUUUGUCUGGAAUUCCUUAUCCGACAGAGCUCCGUUUGGAAGCAUACAGUCCUUAUUAUUUGGAUAGUUCUUAUGUGGUCUACAGGCCUACUAUAGUCGCCUUAUCUUCUUCUUCACUAAUGUAUGGCCAAAAGUUCACUCUGCAGUUCACUGUUUUCAGUUACACUGCCUACAAUAUUGCGUUCCAUUUGUACGCGCCUUCUUUCACAACUCAUUCGUUUUCAAUGAACCAGAGGCUGCUGAUUCUAGCUGCAAAUUCUUCGAAAUCAAUGGAAGGAAAAUACUUUACAGAGGUGACAGCACCUCCAAAUUCCGUGACGGCCCCAGCAGGGUACUACAUGCUUUUUGUGGUUAAUAACGGAAUUCCGAGCGUGGCGAACUGGAUUCAUUUGUCUUAGAAGGUAAGCCACAUUAUACAUUAUGCCUGAACAGAAAAUCUAGUAUUAUUAUUAUGUAUUGUAUUUGUAGUGGCGUAAAACAGCACUGCAGAUAGAGAACGUGUGGCCAUUCUCAUAUUGUAAACACCAAAAUAGAAGAACACUGCGUUGUUUAUCACCUCAGGCCGACUGUAAUCAACAGUAACUAUAACUAGUUGUGCUCGUAUUUU